Linum tenue is the source of this 3307-nucleotide messenger RNA. NCBI's taxonomy places the organism in Eukaryota, Viridiplantae, Streptophyta, Magnoliopsida, Malpighiales, Linaceae. The record is from the annotation of a GenBank genome assembly.
AAAAACCGGUGCUCUGUUGUUGAUCAGUUUGUUCUAUUUGUCUCUAUUGCCUAAUGCCUCCAAUUUUUAUCUGAAUACGAAGCCUGGCUCUUAGUACAUGUUUAGUGUCUUUAAAAUCUGAGUGAAAGUCAAUGGACUUUCUCAAUUUCGUCUCAUGUCAUUGGUUAGCAAGCUGUGCUGCACGCUUACAUGCAUUGCAUUCUAUUGAGUGUUAUAAGCUGUAUCAUUUGAAACCCUUGUUGUGGCUUUGACGGUGGUGCUUCCUUUUCUAUAGCAGUUGCUUAGUUUCAGGAUGCUCUUUUAGGCUUAGUGAUGACCUAUGUACUUAGCAGAAGCAGAAGAGUAGUAGGCUUACAAGAGUAUAUUUCUCACAUGUUCAAUUUACCACUUUGGCAUGCUUUCAUGGAUAUGCCCAUUGGCCGCAUUCAGUUAGUGAUAGUUUGACAUAAACGACGAGAUCCCCUAAAGUGUUAGCUUACUCUUUUUACGUCUAUGUUGACUGAAUAUGUUAACUUUCAAAUUGAUAUGUAGUUACUCUAUUCAAGUAAUAAAGUUCAAAGCAUGGGAUCGUUAACUUCCAUAACUUUUACAAAUGCUAUGAAUUUGUUAAUAGUAGUUGUGCGAAGAUGAUUGCAGAGGCAAUCCAUAUUACAGAUAAGGGAGAACAGCCCGUCAGAUGUUCACCUACUUAACUUCGAUUAGUUAUUGUUUGGGUCUUUUUUGAGCAUUUUAGGCGAAGGGUUGGAUUGUACAAUCAGUAUAUGUGCCCGGAAGUGAGUUAUCUCCAUGGUUUGUGAAGGGGAUAGAAUCAAUAAAAGUUGCAAUUCUAUUUCGCAAAGUAGAAGUUUAGUUCCUAAACUAGGACUUUUUACUUGUCUCUUAUAAGCCCACUGCUUUGUUUGAAGUUUGAUCACUCUCAUUCAGCAUGCCAGAACCUCAACUUCUCGUGGACGAGUUCGUCUCCCAGCUUCGGAAACGAUGGGCUUUUUUCCUGAACGAGCUACUCUCGUGAUCCUGGGCAUCCAACUGAAUGAAUUGUACGAUUGGCAUGGUUUAUGGGUUAACAGCAGAGUUGCUUCGGACUGCCAUAUCUCAACUGAGGGCCGCUGAGGCUCAUGUUCUUGUUGAAACUGUGAGAAAGUUGGGCAAGGAGUUAAUUGCUGCUGAUCCCGUUGAGCUUUCUGUGGGGAACACUGUAAGGAGGGUGUUGCGGAUCAUUAGAGAUGAAGACGUGUCUGGAGUAACAGAUGGUUUGCCAUCCGAUGGGGAUAACAAAGAGACAGCUGAUUACACGGAUGGUCAAGAUUCAAGUGCUGAUGUUUUGGCUACUAGAAGGUUAUUGCAAGCUCCUUCACUGCACCGUUUACUUGACCGUGCACCUAUGGACGAUAUGGAAGGCAAAAGGAAAGCUGCUGAUAGGAAUGCAAAAGCCUGGAGGUUGAAGCGUAGCGUGAUGGAGACAAUUAAUGAGCUUGUUGAAGAGAUAAGUAGUUGCCGCCAACAGAUUGCAGAGCGAGCAUUAGAGUUCAUUCAUCACAACGAGGUGAUACUAACUUUAGGACAGUCAAAAACCGUGGUGGAGUUUUUAUGUACCGCGAAGAAGAAAAGAUCAUUCAGGGUUUACGUUGCUGAAGGAGCUCCCAAGUACCAAGGACACUGCUUUGCGAAGGAUCUAUCUGCAGAAGGUUUUAAGACCACUUUGAUCACAGAUUCUGCAGUAUUUGCCAUGAUUUCACGGGUGAACAUGGUUGUGGUCGGAGCUCAUACUGUGAUGGCCAAUGGUGGGAUCAUAGGUCCAGUUGGGUUGAACAUGCUCGCACUUGCAGCCAAACAACAUGGUGUUCCAUUCGUUGUAGUUGCCGCCACUCACAAAUUAUGCCCUUUGUACCCAGAAAACCCAGUAGUUCGGUUGAAUGAACUCAAGUCGCCAUCUGAUCUCCUCCAGUUUGGAGAAUUCUCAGAAUGAAUGGAACUAGCACCCGAUAGCAGCGCUUGUGUGCUGAACGUCGUAAACCCUGCGUUCGAUUACGUUCCACCACAGCUCAUCAAGCUUUUCAUUACAGACAUAGGCGGACACAACCCGUCGUUCAUGUACAGGUUGAUUGCUGACUACUACUCUGCCGAGGAUCUCAUCCUCUGAAAAAUUAGUAAAUUGUCAACAGCUCAAGCCGUCGAAACAAAGGCGAUCGAUCUUCUGCACUCGAUUUGAAGAAUUAGAACAGUUUUGCCGCCUAGAUUCAAUUCACUGGAAACAAGAACUGAACUUUGAUACAUUGGAUUUUGUUGACAAGAAACAUAUUGAAUGUAAUGGGAAACCUUGACAUUUCAUACAGAAGAGAAUAUGGAAAGAAUCUACUACUGAAAGUUUUCAAGAAAAGGAACUUUCUUAUUGGGAUCUUUACACCUUGCGAAGAUCAACGCCGGCCGUCGACUCCAUUCUUCCCGACGGUCUUCAAAGCAUUAGUGGAGAGUCGAAGCUUGACGGAAUCGAGCUUGCCCUGUCUCCUUCCCACCAAACCUUCUUGUACAGCAAGUUUACACGAACUCGGCUUCAAUCCCAAUUCCAUUUUCUCUCCAGCAUUUCUCUGUUUCUCUUCACAUCCGAAUCCAGCGGGCAAGCUGAGUAGGGUUCACAAUCCCGGGAAUGUGGGCACGUUCCGUCUUCAAUAAGCUCGCCACCUCCGCAUAGCUCUUCUCCUCGUCUUCCUUGUUCUUCUUCCUCCCCUCCUCGGCGGCCGGUACUGCUCCGCCUUUCCUGAUUCUCGACGGCAGCGCGAGAGGCACCGCCGCAUCCGUCGACUUCGCCGGAUCGAACUUCUCCCCGAGAAUCGUCCCUCUCGUUAGGAACUCGUAAGCAAAGUACCCGGCCAGUAGCCCGUUGUUGUUGGAUGAAGUAUUCGGCAUCGUCGACGGCGGCGGCUUGUGGAGGUAGUCGAGCCGAGCCGAUGGUUUGGCAGCUGGAUAAAACGCUGGCGUUGAUUCUCUGUCUUUUCGCUUCCUAGACUCGCCAGGUGGCAGCAUCUUAAGGAUCGGAUUUGUAGGCUGGGGGGAAAGAACAAGAAACCGGUAUAAUUGGAAAGCGAAGGGGGAGAGAGAGAGAGAGAGAGAGAGGGUAUUUAUGAGCAGAAUAAUAAAAACGGGAACCAAAUCGGAGGAACUCGCCGGCGGCGGCGGUCGGAGCUAACGAAUCGGGAAUCUUGGAAUUGCCGGGGAGAAAUUGGGGCGGGAGAGAAGGGGGAAGAAGAGGAGAUUGGAGUGGGCGCAAGGAGGAGGAGGAAGAAGAACGCAGAGGAAAGGAAAAAUGGGG